AUGUUCUCCUCCAAACACCUCUUCUCAGCGCUCUUCAUGCUCGUCGCAAACCUCAGCAUGGUCCUCGGACAAUAUAGCAUUUCCGCACCCACACUCGAAGUCCCUAUCGGGCGCAAAUUCACAGUCUCAUGGACAUCAGGCAACGGCGUCAACGACCCACAAAACCUAGACAUUUGCCUGAACACCGACACCGAGUUCCUCCAUCUCGCUUCCAUCGCGAGGAACAACGCGGCUUCUGGGUCUGUUGACGUCGUUGUGGAUGAUAGCAUCCUCCCAGGGACAUACACAUUGGGUCUUCGGUUCCCUGGUUGCUCGUUCUUGAUGGCGCAGCAAUUCAACGACUUUGUUGUUACUUCGCCGUAA
Psilocybe cubensis is the source of this 363-nucleotide messenger RNA. RefSeq lists its product as uncharacterized. The record is from RefSeq and is a predicted model, not a curated record. The coding region runs from base 1 to 363 and encodes 120 amino acids. The transcript is spliced from 4 exons. NCBI's taxonomy places the organism in Eukaryota, Fungi, Basidiomycota, Agaricomycetes, Agaricales, Agrocybaceae.